GAGGGGAAGGCGGCUCCGCACAGCCAAGAUGGCGGCGGUGGAGCUGGAGUGGGUGCCCGAGACGCUCUACAACACGGCCAUCUCGGCCGUCGUGGACAGCUACGGGCGGGCGCGGCGCCGCGACAUCCGCUCGCUGCCCGAGAACAUCCAGUUCGACGUGUACUACAAGCUUUACCAACAGGGCCGCUUGUGCCAGCUGGGUAGUGAAUUUUGUGAACUAGAAGUUUUUGCAAAGGUGCUACGAGCUUUAGAUAAAAGACAUCUGCUCCAUCACUGUUUCCAGGCUCUGAUGGACCAUGGAGUCAAGGUUGCUUCUGUCCUGGCCUAUUCCUUCAGCAGACGGUGCUCCUACAUUGCAGAGUCAGAUGCUGCUGUGAAAGAAAAAGCAAUCCAGAUUGGCUUUGUUUUAGGGGGGUUCCUGUCAGAUGCAGGCUGGUACAGUGAUGCUGAGAAGGUUUUCCUUUCCUGCCUUCAGCUGUGCACCCUCCACGAUGAAAUUCUUCACUGGUUCCGUGCUGUGGAGUGUUGUGUGAGGUUGCUGCACGUCCGGAACGGGAACUGCAAGUACCACCUGGGCGAGGAGACGUUCAAGCUGGCACAGUCCUACAUGGACAAGCUGGCCAAGCACGGGCAGCAGGCCAACAAGGCGGCGCUGUACGGCGAGCUCUGCGCCCUGCUCUUCGCCAAGAGCCACUACGAUGAGGCCUAUAAGUGGUGCAUAGAAGCCAUGAAGGAGAUCACAGUUGGGCUGCCUGUAAAAGUAGUGGUGGAUGUGCUACGACAAGCGUCAAAGGCCUGUGUGGUGAAACGGGAGUUCAAGAAGGCUGAGCAGCUCAUAAAGCACGCCGUGUACCUUGCCAGGGAGCAUUUUGGAGCCAAGCACCCCAAAUACUCUGACACGCUACUAGACUAUGGAUUUUACUUGCUCAACGUAGACAAUAUCUGCCAAUCUGUUGCCAUCUAUCAGACAGCGCUCGAUAUCCGGCAGUCUGUAUUUGGAGGUAAAAACAUCCACGUAGCUACAGCUCAUGAAGACUUGGCUUAUUCCUCAUAUGUUCACCAGUACAGCUCUGGGAAAUUUGACAAUGCAUUAUUCCAUGCUGAACGUGCUAUUGGCAUUAUCACUCAUAUUCUCCCAGAAGACCAUCUCCUCUUGGCCUCUUCAAAGAGAGUUAAAGCGCUUAUCCUGGAAGAGAUUGCCAUAGACUGUCACAACAAGGAGACAGAGCAGAGGCUGCUCCAGGAGGCUCAUGACCUGCACCUCUCCUCGCUCCAGUUGGCUAAAAAAGCCUUUGGGGAGUUCAACGUGCAAACAGCCAAACACUACGGCAACCUGGGCAGACUGUAUCAGUCCAUGAGGAAGUUCAAGGAAGCAGAGGAAAUGCACAUCAAGGCCAUCCAGAUCAAGGAGCAGCUCCUAGGGCAGGAGGAUUAUGAAGUUGCCCUCUCCGUGGGCCAUCUCGCCUCCCUCUACAACUAUGACAUGAACCAGUAUGAAAAUGCUGAAAAGCUUUAUCUGAGAUCCAUAGCAAUUGGAAAGAAGCUUUUUGGUGAAGGAUACAGUGGACUUGAAUACGAUUACAGAGGUCUCAUUAAACUGUACAAUUCCAUUGGCAAUUAUGAGAAGGUGUUUGAGUACCACAACAUUUUGGCCAAUUGGAACCGGUUGCGGGACCGGCAGUUCUCGGUCACGGAUGCGCUGGAGGACGUCAGCACCAGCCCCCAGUCCACAGAAGAAGUGGUCCAGUCUUUUCUGAUGUCUCAGAACCUCGAUGGACAGAGCAGCUAAGAACUUGGUCAAUUAACCAGUUAAGGUUUUUUCCCCCAGGUUACAGGGGGAAAAGUCAUACUGUGAAAUCUAAACCAUGUAGUUCUCUGGGGGCUGGAAUUUGCAUUGAAACACUGGUCCAGUCUACUGAAGAGUGCCCAUACGGAUGAAUGUGUGUUAAAUUCCUCUCAGCAUGUGUAUGGCAUGUUUAGUUCGGCUCACAUUUUUAACUUGGUAUUCCCAAAAAAAAAAAACCCCCUUCUUUCUCUCUUCUUUCAAAAGAAGCUACUUUGCAGAAAGCCUGCAAGAAAACAUUAAAUAAAACUGUUUGAGUUCAAAAGAGUUGCAUUCUUAUUACGGAUGGAAGGUUUCAUCGAGAGCUUUCUGCCGAUUCACAGAGAGAACAAAAGCUGUACUCUGAGGAGCUGUAGGAGAAAGGUCUUGCUGCUGUAUCACUGUAGCAAAGCUCAUGGUAAAUGGCCAGCAAAGGGAGGAUGUGCUGGCCUUGGCUGCUGCCUUACCAAGAGAAGUGGCAAAGACCCACUCUGGAGAGCACCAUCCUCUCGCUGAGUGCCACCUGUGCUGUUGUGGAUGCCCUGAACUGGACCAGUACAGAUCCCAUAGACCAGCAACCACAGUGUCCUCGGUGCCACCACCAGUGCUCCCCCCGAGCAGGACCAGGACACCACAGUGGACCAGCCUGCUAGAAACCGUUUUGGACCAGUGGCUUUAAUUUAAUAUUUCUGCCCCUGCAUUCACUUUGACAGUAGAACUCUCUCAUUUAGGUGUCUGAUCAGUGCAAAUGAUAUCUGUGUGAUAGAUCCAGAGCUAGGAAGUGAAUUGAUGGUUUGUCUGUACCCAGUGAGCUUCUGCAGAGAUUCCUGGCAGUGCCACAGCUCCACACGCUCCACUCUGCUGCAGCCACUCCUCCUUUCCUCUCCCAUGGGCUCUUCCUCUGCUGAUGGUGGCCAUACCUUGUUUAUACCAGUGAAGAGUUUUGUAUUCCAGUCCAGUUCUGUUUUCUGUUUCUGGAGAACGCAACUUACUGUACAGUUCACAGGGGUCAGUGGAAAAUGCCAAAAAGCACAACAGGUCUUUUUUUUUUGUGAUGCUUCAUUUCUACAUUAAACAAGAGUACAACCAGAAA
Molecule: messenger RNA, 2915 nt
Organism: Parus major (Great Tit)
Lineage: Eukaryota; Metazoa; Chordata; Aves; Passeriformes; Paridae
Gene: APPBP2
Product: amyloid beta precursor protein binding protein 2
Exons: 13
Coding region: 29-1789 (586 amino acids)
Biological process (GO): intracellular protein transport
Molecular function (GO): protein binding
Source: RefSeq, a predicted model, not a curated record